AAUAAAUGGAUGAAUAUUCACAAAACCCCAUAAUGUGAGUGGUACUAUCACCCCCAUGCUAGAGAUGAGAAAACUGAGGUUUAGAGAGACUGACCAUAUUCCCGGGGUCAUAAAACUAAUGAGCCGUCUGGGACCAGAGGUCAAAAUGUCUUGCCUCUGGGGUCUAACUCUUAGCUUCUGUGCUAGCUCACCUCUCUCUGCACUUUUAAGUGCCUGCCAGUGUUUUUAUGUGAGAACCCUAUUUUCCUGAGACACUCCGAGAAAAAAGCCAUUCGAUGGGUGACUCUGUUUGGAAAAUCCUGCAAAUUACAUUUCCUGCUUGGUGGCCUAAGAAAGGCUCUGAAGAGUCCCGCAGUAUAAAUCCUGGUUGAACUUCUGUAAUCAGUGUUUCCCAAAGCAUUGACUAUAGACAUCUUGUAUUUAUUUAUUGGUGUGUGUAACAUCUAUUAACAUAUUGCAAAGCAUACCUCGGAAGCAAUAGCUUUUGUCCUUGCGGAGAGAAGCAGAUUGUCUGGUACAGGAUUCCGAGAGGUCUCUCUGGGUUGGCUGGGGUGGGAAGUCUGGGACCAGGGGCUUCCUCUCCUAGCAGGAGGGCCCGUGCCUGAAGUCAACGUCCCACAAAGCUGGCACCUGAACCCAACAUGUUUGCUCACCCACUGUCAUGUUCACCCCCAAACCAGGAAGGCAGCAGUGAGGCUCCUGGCCCCUGUUAGCUGCACCCCGGCCCAAGCAUGCUUCUCUACAGAGAUCUGGGCACCGGCUCAUCUUCUGCCCUUUGAUUCCUGUACAGGUGACACUCGGUGUUUCUCCUGAGCUUCUUAGAGAACAAUUCCUUAGGUGUGUCUCUCAGAGACAUCAACCCCACAAACCUGGCCUUGCUCUCUUACUGUCUCAUUUCUCCCUAUUGGAAUUUUCACCUAGAGGAACAGGGACACUCCCUUACCCACUUGUGUCCUCUCGGCCACCAACUCAGUGUUGAACACAUGGUCGAUGGUAAAUGCCUAGAUCAUUCUUGUUGGCUUGACUGUGAUGAUCCCACAUGUUGCACGGUUUGGAGCAGAAAAGGAUAGAUGGUGAUGUUGUAAACCUCUUAAUUCAUUGCCAGAGCCGCCCCCCUCCUCCUGCCCUGAGCAAAGGAGAAAGAUGCCCCAGAGGCAGAGAAGACUAUGGAGGGAAAUGUAUGUAACUGACUGCAUCUCUGUGUUCCUGGCAGGGCUGGAGCCAGUCAGCGUCCCGAUGUGUUCAUUUUUAUUGGUUUUGAUGGUGAUUUGAUGUCAUCAGGGAUUCAGGUCUCAUGUUCGUCCCUGCGAUCAUCUGAAUAGCACUGGUGACGGGGAAGGGAAGAGCAGAGACAGGCACCCAUAGGCAGCCUGGAUCGGACCGUAUAAAUCUGGGAGGAGGGAGGGGGCCGGACAGCCUGGCCUUCCCAGCUGGCACACGAGGCUGAGUGGAAGCCAGCGACAGGCAGUGGAGCGGGAGGCGUUGUGCCUUCACCCCAAGUGACCAUGAAAGGGGCCAUGCGAGUCUCAAUCAUGUUCCUUCUGGUGACUGUGUCGGACUGUGCCGUGAUCACAGGGGCCUGUGAGCGGGAUGUGCAGUGUGGGACGGGCACCUGCUGCGCCAUCAGCCUGUGGCUGCGUGGGCUUCGGAUGUGCACCCCGCUGGGGCGGGAAGGAGAGGAGUGUCACCCGGGCAGCCGUAAGGUCCCCUUCUUCAGAAAACGCCAGCACCACACCUGCCCCUGCCUGCCCAACCUGCUGUGCUCCAGGUGCCCGGACGGCAGGUACCGCUGCUCCACGGACUUGAAAAACAUCAACUUUUAGGAGCCUGGCUGUUGUCGGCACACACGCUGGGCCUCUGCAUGAGAACAGCCUGGGGCGGGGGGGGGGGGGGGGGUCUUUUAUGGAUUUUGAUUUCUGCCACGUGGCCCAGCUCCCCCACCGCCCCGUCCCCAGGCCCCAAGCUGCUUCCCCCCAUCCCUGCUUCCUAGCCCACAUCUGUGCAUUCAUGCAGACACCCGCACAUGGUCCGCCAGGCUGGCCUGAGGUUGUCCCAGCCGAGGGCCGUGGUCCUGGCAACAGCUGUUCCGGCUGGCUGAGGGGUUGUACGUGAUCGGAAGGACACUGUUUUCCCUUAGCUCCUGCCUCACUCACCUGUCUGCUCCUUAGAGGUGACUUGUCCUCCUCCCCGGGCCCAUCUGUCCCUCCUCCCGCAUGAGCUCUCUGCCUGAACCUGCACAUCCCCUUGGGUGCGCUGCUCUGCGUCUCUGGCCUGAGCCUCAGGCCCUUUCUGUGAGGCCUGUGACUGUCAACCCGAGAGUCGGUCAUCUUCCUUUGACUGACCAACCCCUCGGUUGUAGGCCACGGGCCCAAGGUCAGCCCUUCCCGGGGCGCAGUAGGCGGUGACCUCAUGGCAGGCGCAGGGAGCCACCAGGCCAGUGCUGCAUGGCCUCCGAACCCCUCCCAGCAUGCCUUACCAGUUAAGCAGGGAAGCCCCCAAUUCCCACUACCUCGCUCUAAAAUGCAAGUGGCGGCCGUUUGAUCUUAUCAGCUAUUGACGUUUUAGGAGGCAAUUAGGGAGUAACCUCAAACAGCUCUUUCCCAAGGAUCGGUCCCUGGGAGCAUGUCUGUGACCUUGAGGACCAAGGGCUUCUGCCCAGCCUGGGGGGGGGGGGGGUGUCAGGUGGGAAGGGAGGCAGCAGGCAGGGACACCGACUUUGGAUACAGGCGUGCAACCACCACCGCGGGCCCAGGCUGCACAGGCACCACACCCAGAGACAGCGUCUUCUCCAGACAGUGAGGGCUUCCUGAAGUUCAAAGCUGUCUGUCUGGGAGUUGUGUCACUGGCCUCCGUUGUCAUCUAAAACACAGUUGCUCUAAGCCCCUCGCAUCUGGACCCUGCCCCAGGCCCACCCAGGACAGCGUGGUGAUGCCCGAGGCUGCAGAAUAAAAGCAUGAA
Molecule: messenger RNA, 2958 nt
Organism: Acinonyx jubatus (cheetah)
Lineage: Eukaryota; Metazoa; Chordata; Mammalia; Carnivora; Felidae
Gene: PROK1
Product: prokineticin 1
Exons: 3
Coding region: 1506-1823 (105 amino acids)
Source: RefSeq, a predicted model, not a curated record